Seminavis robusta is the source of this 837-nucleotide messenger RNA. The record is from the annotation of a GenBank genome assembly. NCBI's taxonomy places the organism in Eukaryota, Bacillariophyta, Bacillariophyceae, Naviculales, Naviculaceae.
AUGGCAUGGGUGGGCGAUGGUUCAGACGACACUGGCACUACAUUCACGCAAACAGGCAACAACUUGGUGAUCACCGGUUCUGAUGACCCAUUGCAGUUCAAUCUUCGCCUGGAUCAUUCAGAGCAGGCUUCCUGCACACAAGACUACUACUGGCAAGCAACCAUCCAAGAGCUGAAAGGCCACCUCAGUUUUGGUGCCGUUAGCGAGGAUGGAAUCAAUCCUGGGUAUAAGAUCAAGGGCAUGUUCUACAAUGGAAAUCUGACCAAUGGAAGUUAUUGUUCCCUCAGAGAAAACUGGGGCCCUUCCCUCAGAGAUAGGUGGGGCCCCAGUUUUCAGACAGGAGAUGUCAUUGGUGUCGUUGGUUCAGCUUCUCUCUGUGUGGAGGCGCCCGAGACUUCACCAUCAACAGAGCUCUCUACUCCCAAUGUCACUGGGUUCUAUGGCAACUGGAAGCUCGACAAGGCAUGGAACGGCAAGAACCAAUUGAAAAUACCACGUGAUUAUCUUUGUCGUCCUAUUCUAUUGGAACUAAUCAACGAGGGUAGCAAUAAGGAGAUCAAGAUUUAUUUUGACAUUUCAAACACAAUAUCUGGCACUGCCAGCAUUCUGCAGCAAAAUGAGACCACAAUAAAGGUGGAUUGUGGCCCGGGGUUCGUGUCGACUAGAGCGUUGCCUCUAAACCCAGUAAUCCGUUCCCUGGAAGACUUGCUUACAGCGAAAAAUAUUACAACAAUCACCCUAGACAAGGACAACGGAAUGUUGACUGUUACAGGGCCUGAAAUGAAAACAGAAUGGAGUCGUUUGAUCCGCAUACCAGAGGCUUUUACCAAAUUCUAG